Spodoptera littoralis (African cotton leafworm) is the source of this 1266-nucleotide messenger RNA. The record is from the annotation of a GenBank genome assembly. NCBI's taxonomy places the organism in Eukaryota, Metazoa, Arthropoda, Insecta, Lepidoptera, Noctuidae.
AUGGUUAAGAUAAUAUUUCUCCAUCCUGAUUUGGGUAUUGGUGGUGCUGAGCGGUUAGUUAUAGACGCUGCGCUUGCUUUCAAGAAUAAAGGCCACGAUGUAGCCUUUUACACGAAUCAUCACGAUCCUACGCACUGCUUCGCUGAGACACGAGAUGGUACGUUUCCUGUAUCGGUUGUGGGCGACUGGAUACCUCGCUCUAUAUUCGGUAGAUUCAAAGCCGCGUGUGCUUACGUACGCAUGGUUUACGCCGCUGUUUACAUGGCGUGGUACGUGAUACCAGAUGAAGAACCGACUCUAAUAUUCUGCGACCUCAUAUCUCUAUGCAUUCCAUUUUUGAAAAUGGCAAGGGGACCAUUUCGUGUGGUGUUUUAUUGUCAUCAUCCGGAUAAAUUACUCACUUCCGAAGGAGGUUUAUUGAAGAAGAUAUACAGGGCACCAUUGAACUGGCUGGAAGAACUGACGACAGCACAGGCAGACAAAGUCCUAGUGAAUAGUAAAUAUACUGCCCGGGUGUACCAGGAUGCAUUCCAGAGAAUCAAAGAGAUACCUGACAUUUGCUAUCCAUCCAUAAAUACUGAAUACUUUAAGAUGACAAUACCAAAACCUUUGAAAGAGGUUGUACCUGUGGGGACUGAUAAGUUUAUAUUCUUGUCAAUAAAUAGAUAUGAGAGGAAGAAGAAUCUUCAAUUAGCUAUAAGAGCAUUUGAGCAUUUGAAGCAUAUUUUGAAUGAGGCUGACUGGAACAGGGUGCAUUUAAUAAUGGCGGGUGGAUUUGACCCAAUAAACCUGGAGAAUAUGGAGCAUUAUAUUGAGCUAACAGAUUUAGUGGCUGAGCUGGAUAUAGAAGAUAAAAUUACUUUUAUGAAAUCUCCCAAAGAUGAUGAGAAAGUGUCACUGUUGUACAACUGCAGGGCUUUGGUGUAUACUCCAUCUAAUGAGCAUUUUGGCAUUGUGCCUUUAGAGGCUAUGUACUUCAAGAAGCCAGUGAUUGCUGUGAACAGUGGUGGACCUACAGAAACAAUCGUGAAUGAAGUGACAGGUUUCUUGUGCCAACCUAACAGUAAAUCCUUUGCUCAGGCUAUGAGUAAAUUGGUACUGAACCCUGAAUUAGGUGAGAAGCUAGGUGAGGCUGGAUUGAAGAGAUUUGAGACAAAAUUCUCCUUUGAUGCUUUCACGGAUCAAUUAGAUGGUAUCUUGACUAGGGAGAGGCAGAUUGUGUCUGAAGCGAGGGCCAUUGAGUACGAGAAUCGCAAACGUAAAUAA